Molecule: messenger RNA, 2244 nt
Organism: Penicillium arizonense
Lineage: Eukaryota; Fungi; Ascomycota; Eurotiomycetes; Eurotiales; Aspergillaceae
Product: GMC family oxidoreductase
Exons: 2
Coding region: 1-2244 (747 amino acids)
Molecular function (GO): long-chain-alcohol oxidase activity; flavin adenine dinucleotide binding
Source: RefSeq, a predicted model, not a curated record
AUGUCUCUUGAAUCAGCUACCCCCAGGGAGGUCCCUCUGCCUCCAGUGCCCUCUGAUAAUUAUUUUUCGGAGCUGCAAUGGAAGACGCUAUUUGCCUUGGCUGAUACCGUCAUUCCCUCCAUACACAAUGCUGCAACAACCAGAUCAUCAUCCGAUAAAGUCAUCUCGGAUGCAAAGUGGAAUUCUACAGUGGCCAACCUGUCUAGCUUGAUCGGUGGGCCCGAUGCGACAAAGAUCGCGACUCAAUAUCUACAGGAAGAUGUGUCUUCAAACCCAGUUUUCCGCAGCAUCGUGGUGCGCAUCCUGGGCAACUAUGUGCAUGACGAGGGACGGAAUGGGUUCGGCUUGAUCAUGAAUGCGCUCAACACCCGCGCGGGCUCAUUGAUUUUGACCGGCUCAACAACUCCCAUUCAAGACCAACCGGUGGAAUUUCGGGAGAAGGUCUUCCGCGGGUGGGAUACUUCGCGAUUACCCCCUAUGCGUACGGUCUAUCGAGGACUCUCGGCCAUUGUAAAGAAAGCCUGGGCUAUGAGCAGCCCAACAAUCGGCUCUGUGCUGGGUUUCCCACGAGUUCCCGUCCACGGUAAGCCCGCUGAUGGCUUCCAAUAUGAAUUCCUGCAAUUUCCUCCAGGAGACCAGCCAGAGACGAUUGAGACUGAUGUUGUUAUCGUCGGAAGUGGCUGCGGCGGUAGCGUAACUGCGAAGAACCUGGCCGAAGCAGGUCAUCGCGUGCUGGUCGUCGAAAAGUCCUACUCCUACCCGUCCAGCGCCUUCCCCAUGGGCCCGAGUGAGGCUUACGUCAAUAUGUUCGAGAGUGGAGGCGCUGUCUUCAGUGACGAUAGCUCCAUGGCUGUCCUCGCGGGCUCGACCUGGGGAGGCGGUGGCACCGUGAACUGGUCCGCCGCUCUACAGACUCAGGGGUAUGUUAGACAGGAAUGGGCAGAUACUGGUCUGCCAUUCUUCACCUCUCUCGACUUCCAGAAGAGUCUCGAUCGCGUCUGUGACCGCAUGGGCGUCAAUACUGAGAAGGUGCAACAUAACCACCAGAAUAGUGUGAUUUUAGAGGGUGCCCGGAAACUGGGCUAUGCAGCCAAAACGGUACCUCAGAACACUGGACACGGCGAGCACUACUGCGGGUACUGCACAUUGGGAUGCCCGUCAACGGGCAAGAAAGGUCCGACUGAAUCAUUCCUCGUUGACGCAGCUCAGGCCGGUGCUACAUUUAUGGAAGGAUUCAAGGCCGACAAAGUGCUAUUCACCAAGGUCAAGGGCAAGCAGGUCGCUUCCGGCGUGAAGGGAGUUUGGAAGUCGCGGGAUUCAUACUUGGGACUCAGCGGCCCCGGUGUAAUUGAGCGCCAGGUCAUCAUCAAGGCUAAGAAGGUCGUUGUUUCGGCUGGUACCUUGCAUAGCCCCCUUUUGUUGCUGCGCAGUGGUCUGAAGAAUUCUCAGAUUGGUCGUAACCUCCAUCUUCACCCAGUUGUCGGAGGUGGUGCUAUCUUUGACGAGGAGACCCGCCCUUGGGAAGGCUCUGCGCUGACAACGGUGGUCAAUGAGUUCGAGGAUCUUGAUGGGCAUGGACAUGGUGUGAAGAUUGAGUCGGUGUCAAUGAUGCCCUCUGUUUUCAUUCCCGUAUUCCCCUGGCGAGGAGGAUUGGAGUAUAAGUUGUGGGCGGCCAACAUGCGUCGCAGCACGAGCUUCAUCACACUGACCAAAGAGCGUGACACCGGGCGCGUGUAUCCAGAUCCUGUUGAUGGACGAGUUCGUGUGGAUUACACCGUAUCCGCAUUUGACCGCAAGCACAUUGUGGAGGCCCUAGUCGCUAGCGCCAAGAUUGCCUACAUCUCGGGCGCCAAAGAAUUCCACACCACUUACCGCGACCUUGAUCCCUUCAUCCGGCCUGAGACCUCGGAUCCAAAUGCCCCCGAAGGCACCAAUGACGCGGCCUUGCAGAAUUGGAUCGCAGAGCUUCGUCGGAAGUCGCCCUUGAAUCCCGAGCGUGGCUUGUUCGCCAGUGCACACCAGAUGGGUACCUGUCGGAUGGGCAAGUCACCUAGGUCGAGUGUUGUGGACCCGAACUGUCAAGUCUGGGGUACGGACGGCUUAUAUGUUGUCGAUGCAUCUGUGUUCCCCAGCGCUAGCGGUGUGAACCCCAUGGUCACCAACAUGGCCAUUGCGGAUUGGGCCAGUCGAAACCUCGCGGAGAAGAUGGGAUCCGUUCAAGGUGCCGUAAUGGCUCGUCUGUGA